Messenger RNA from Rotaria sp. Silwood2, 918 nucleotides. Lineage: Eukaryota; Metazoa; Rotifera; Eurotatoria; Philodinida; Philodinidae. The record is from the annotation of a GenBank genome assembly.
AUGAUUCAUAGUGACGGUGUUCCUCUCUAUAAAUCUAAAAAUUGUAGUGCAUGGCCAAUAUUAGGUGCUGUUCUGGAACUUCCUCCUUUUUCUCGAACCCGUGCUGAUAAUAUUCUACUUCUAGCUAUUUGGGUAGAUGAUCUUUCAAAAAUAAGCGAAAAACUUCGUUCAAUGCAUUUUAUACACGAUAUUCUUCGUCGACCAAGAUCACUCGCCAAUAUACAUAAAUGGAAAGCUUCGGAAGUACGAACAUUUAUUUUGUAUAUUGGAUUACCAGUACUUGUUGAAUCUUUACCUGAGGAGAUAAGUGGAAAUUUAGCACUAUACACAGUUAUUCUUCGUCUUCUACAUGAUUAUUGGGACAAUAAUAAAAAUAUUAAUGAUUCAGUUUGUUCUUUAUUGAAAAUUUAUAUAAAGAAUCUGUCGAAAAAUGUAAAUUCUGAUGUAUAUCCACCUAAAAUGCUCACUAUUUCAACUCACACUCAUCUUCAUCUUCCUUUUCAAUGUAUAAAAUUUGGUCGAUUAGAUUGGCUGUCAAAUUUUGUUUUUGAAAGCUUUCUUGGGUUUUUGAAAGCGUUUGUGAAAGGCUCUUCUGGAGCAGGUGAUCAAAUUGCAUUUGCAUUUAUAUCAAAUUUCUUUCUUCCAAAAAUUCAAGAAAAUGUAAAUCGUUCCUAUGGUCAUUUUUCUAUCGAUCAAAAAACAUUUGGUAGUAACAUCUUAAAAAUGAAGAAUGAUGAGCUUAUCAAUUUCUUAAAUAAUGUUUAUAUUGUUGUUAAACGUGUAGAACCUUCACUUGUACAGCUUGAUGGUUUGGAUGUUUUUCCUAUAUCAUGUAUUCGUUCUCGUUGUUUUUCUAUUCCUUUGGGUAAAGAAUUAAUGGUUGUUACAAGUUAUUCAUGUGCAUAUGAGCACAAUUAA